Messenger RNA from Odobenus rosmarus divergens (Pacific walrus), 949 nucleotides. It is a transcript of the gene HSD17B1, whose product is annotated as hydroxysteroid (17-beta) dehydrogenase 1. The record is from RefSeq and is a predicted model, not a curated record. Gene Ontology annotation, cellular component: cytoplasm. Gene Ontology annotation, biological process: estrogen biosynthetic process. NCBI's taxonomy places the organism in Eukaryota, Metazoa, Chordata, Mammalia, Carnivora, Odobenidae. The transcript is spliced from 6 exons. The coding region runs from base 1 to 936 and encodes 311 amino acids. Gene Ontology annotation, molecular function: estradiol 17-beta-dehydrogenase [NAD(P)+] activity.
AUGGACCGCACUGUGGUGCUCAUCACUGGCUGCUCCUCGGGCAUUGGCCUGCACCUGGCCCUGCGCCUGGCAUCCGACCCCUCGCAGAGCUUCAAAGUGUAUGCCACGCUGCGGGACCUGAGGGCGCAGGGCCCUCUGUGGGAGGCGGCCCGGGCCCGAGGGUGCCCUCCUGGGUCCCUGGAGACAUUGCAGCUGGACGUGAGGGACGCAGACUCUGUGGCCGCUGCCCGGGCACGCGUGACCGAGGGCCGCGUGGAUGUGCUGGUGUGUAAUGCGGGGCGGGGCCUGCUUGGGCCGCUGGAGGUGCAUACGGCUGGCGCCGUGGGGUCCGUGCUGGACGUGAACGUGACCGGGACGGUGCGGACACUGCAGGCCUUCCUGCCCGACAUGAAGCGCCGCCGCUCAGGACGUAUACUGGUGACCGGGAGCAUGGGCGGUUUGAUGGGGCUGCCGUUCAACGCCGUUUACUGCGCCAGCAAGUUCGCGAUCGAAGGUCUUUGCGAGAGUCUGGCGGUUCUGCUGCCGCCCUUCGGGGUCCACGUGAGCCUCAUCGAGUGCGGCCCGGUGCGCACCGCCUUUCUGGAGAAGCAGGAGGGCGUCCCGGGCGGGGCGCUGGACGGCGCGGACGCUGAGACCCGGGUCCUCUUCUCCUGCUACCAGCGCCAUUUGGAGCGGAUCUUCCGCGAGGCGGCGCAGGACCCGGAGGAGGUGACCGAGGUUUUCCUCGCCGCGCUGCGCGCACCGCGUCCAGCGCUGCGCUACUUCAGCACCGAGAGCUUCCUACCCCUGGCGCACCUGCGCCUGGCCGACCCCAGCGGCUGCAGCUACGUCGCCGCCAUGCACCGCGCGGUAUUCGCCGACGAGCCCGCGGAGGAGGAGACGGCCUCGGACCGCGGCGACCCCGGGCUCUGCGCUCCUCCCGGCGCCCCGCAAUAAAGUCCUGGCCCGC